Molecule: messenger RNA, 3789 nt
Organism: Vicia villosa (hairy vetch)
Lineage: Eukaryota; Viridiplantae; Streptophyta; Magnoliopsida; Fabales; Fabaceae
Product: isoleucine--tRNA ligase, cytoplasmic-like
Exons: 17
Coding region: 195-2762 (855 amino acids)
Biological process (GO): isoleucyl-tRNA aminoacylation
Molecular function (GO): aminoacyl-tRNA deacylase activity; ATP binding; isoleucine-tRNA ligase activity
Source: RefSeq, a predicted model, not a curated record
UAGCCAAAUUAAAAUUUUAAGCAAAAUUCACAAAAGAAAAAAUAGACUUACCAUUUUUCCUUCACCAUCGAAGCCGCAAAACCCUAAUACUACUACUGUUACUAUCUAAGCUAAGACUCAGAGCUUGACGGCGGCGUCUGAAUUUUCCCCCAUUUCUCCAUUUCUCCAAAUCCAAACCUCAGAACCACGCAGCCAUGGAAGAAGUCUGCGAAGGCAAAGACUUCGCUUUCCCAAAGCAAGAAGAAACCAUACUCGAUUUCUGGUCCCGAAUCGACGCCUUCCACACACAGCUAUCUCUCACCAAAGACAAACCCGAGUACAUCUUCUACGACGGUCCUCCUUUCGCCACCGGUCUUCCUCACUACGGCCACAUUCUUGCCGGUACAAUCAAGGACAUCGUCACGCGCUACCAAUCCAUGACCGGACACCAUGUCACGCGCCGAUUUGGAUGGGAUUGUCAUGGUUUGCCAGUCGAGAACGAGAUCGAUAAGAAGCUUGGGAUUAAGAAGCGGGAGGAUGUUCUUAAGCUUGGGAUUGGGGUUUAUAAUGAGGAGUGUAGGAGUAUUGUGACGCGGUAUGUUUCGGAAUGGGAGAAUGUUAUUACGAGAACUGGGAGGUGGAUUGAUUUUAAGAAUGAUUAUAAGACUAUGGAUCUUAAGUUUAUGGAGUCUGUUUGGUGGGUUUUUUCUCAGCUUUAUGCGAAAAACCUUGUUUAUAAAGGUUUUAAGGUCAUGCCAUAUAGUACUGGCUGCAAAACUCCACUCUCUAAUUUUGAGGCUGGUCAGAAUUAUAAGGAUGUAUCUGACCCUGAAGUGUUCAUGACGUUUCCGUUGUUGGGCGAUCCAGAUGGUGCAUCUUUCGUUGCUUGGACAACAACGCCAUGGACUCUUCCUAGCAAUCUUGCUCUGUGCAUCAAUGCUAAUUUUACCUAUUUGAAGGUACGCAAUAAGUAUACUGGUAAAGUUUAUAUAGUUGCCGAAUCUCGUCUGUCUGUACUCCAUAACCCAAAGGACAAGCCCAAAGAGGCUGUUGCUAAUAGUUCAGCUAGUGUCCCUAAAAAUGCCAAGAACAAGGGCACUUCAAGUGGCAAGGCUGAUAAUGUAUUAGAUUUUUUUGAUGUGCUGGAGAAAUUCACAGGGGCUUCAUUAGUGGGGAAGAAGUAUGAACCAUUAUUUGAUUACUUUAAUGAGCUAUCUGAAACAGCUUUUAGAGUUGUUGCCGACAAUUAUGUAACUGAUGAUAGUGGUACCGGUGUUGUCCACUGUGCCGCUGCUUUUGGUGAAGAUGAUUUCCGUGUUUGCAUUGAGAAUCAAAUUAUUAGCAAGGAUAAACUUGUUGUAGCUGUUGAUGAUGAUGGCUGCUUUACUGAAAAAAUUACUGACUUUAGUGGGUGCUAUAUCAAACAAGCCGACAAGGAUAUCAUUGAAGCAGUGAAGGCAAAGGGUAGGUUGUUUAAGUCUGGAGCUUUUACUCAUUCCUAUCCAUUCUGUUGGAGAUCUGAUACCCCACUCAUUUAUAGAGCUGUUCCAAGCUGGUUUGUUAGAGUGGAGUUGCUGAAAGAGAAAUUGUUGGAAAACAAUAAACAGACUUACUGGGUCCCUGAUUUUGUCAAGGAUAAGCGAUUUCACAAUUGGCUGGAAAAUGCAAGAGACUGGGCAAUUAGUCGAAGUAGAUUUUGGGGGACCCCUCUCCCUAUAUGGAUUAGUGAGGAUGAGAAAGAAAUAGUUGUCAUAGAUUCUGUUGCAAAACUUGAAAAGCUUUCAGGUGUAAAGGUGUCUGACCUUCAUAGGCACAACAUUGAUCAUAUUACAAUUCAAAGUGAAAGUGGCCGUGUGCUUCGACGUGUUGAUGAUGUUUUUGACUGCUGGUUUGAAAGUGGGUCCAUGCCUUAUGCAUAUAUUCAUUAUCCUUUUGAAAAUGUUGAGCUGUUUGAGAAGAAUUUUCCUGGCCAUUUUGUUGCUGAAGGGCUGGAUCAAACCCGUGGUUGGUUUUAUACCCUAAUGGUGCUAGCUACUGCAUUAUUUGGCAAGCCUGCCUUUAGGAAUCUAAUUUGCAACGGGCUUGUCCUGGCGGAAGAUGGAAAAAAGAUGAGCAAAAGUCUGAAAAACUAUCCUUCACCCAUGGAUGUUAUUAAUGAUUAUGGAGCGGAUGCCUUGCGAUUGUACCUUAUAAACUCUCCUGUUGUGCGUGCUGAGCCACUUCGUUUCAAGAAGGAAGGAGUUUAUGGUGUUGUUAGAGAUGUUUUCCUUCCGUGGUAUAAUGCAUAUAGGUUCCUUGUUCAAAAUACAAAGAGGCUUGAGGUUGAGGGUCUAGCACCUUUUGUACUUCUUGAUCAGGCCACACUUCAAAAGUCAUCAAAUGUUCUUGAUCAGUGGAUCAACUCGGCCACACAAAGCCUUGUUCAUUUUGUCCGGCAAGAAAUGGAUGGUUACCGCCUUUAUACGGCAAAGGCCAUGGCUGGAGUUACAUUGUUGCCGGAGGAAACGACAUGUUGUGCAAGUAGAGCCUACAUGAGCAAAAGGUUGUUGCCGGAGAAAACAACACAUUGUGCAAGUAGAGCCUACAAGAGCAAAAGGCAAAUGGGGGGACCAGAACAACAUUCCCACAAUGUUUUUUUGAUUGACAAAUGGGGGACCACUUACCUAAGGUCCAGGAUCAAGGAAACCUUGCUUCUUGUUUUGCAUUCGCUGCUGCUGCAGCCUUCGAAGCAACUUGCAGCAUUAAAAUGGGAAAAACACUUCAUAUUUCCCGCCAGGACAUAGUUAACAACAUGGUGAGCCCAGAGUGCCAAACUGUCCUAGGAUGCAGUGUAGAACGGGCAUUGACCUUUAUGAGACAACAUGGCGUGUUAAAAGCAAGGGAUUGUCCAUAUGGAAGCGGGACUCGUCCUGAGGAUUAUGAGAGAAGGGUUGUUUGGAAGAAAAAGCUUAUGAAUAUACUGCAUGUCCUACGUUGUCUUCACUUUGACAUGGUGCGCGGAAAAUUGCAUCCUAAAAAAAUUUCAAGAAAAUUAUGAGACAAUUGAGGGACAUAUGUUGUUAUGGAGAGUCAUUAUUAUAUCUACUAACAUAACGGUACCUUGUCAAUAUAUAAUAUAUCAUCCAUCAAAUGUCUUGGACAGCUAAACACCCCUAUCACCGGUCCAAAUUUUUUCAGGAAAUGUUCUACUUCGUUGAUUCUAGUUCCAAACAACCUAUGUUCUACUUCUUUUAAAUGGAACUAGAAUCUACGAAGUAGAACAUUUCCUGAAAAAAUUUGGACCGGUGAUAGGGUGUUUAGCUGUCCAAGACAUUUGAUGGAUGAUAUAUUAUAUAUUGACAAGGUACCGUUAUGUUAGUAGAUAUAAUAAUGACUCUCCAUAACAACAUAUGUCCCUCAAUUGUCUCAUAAUUUUCUUGAAAUUUUUUUAGGAUGCAAUUUUCCGCGCACCAUGUCAAAGUGAAGACAACGUAGGGCAUGCAGUAUUGAUAGUAGGUUUUGGUGUAGCAAAAAUUAAAGGGAAAAAAAUAAGGUUUUGGAGAUUCCAGAAUUCAUGGGGGAAAAAUGGGUAUGGGUCAAUUAGUCAAAGAUUCGAAGAUGGAAGACCUAUGAUGAAUAGGUUUUGGGUUAUCUCGAAGGUGAAGAAGGUGGGCUAAACAUCAUUUUAUUUUUUUAUAGACUAUCGGUACAAAUUGAUUUCCAGGACUAUCGGUACAAUUUGAUUUCCAGGACUAUCAGUACAAUUUGAUUUACAGAGUUUGUAGUUGAAUUCAUAUUUUAAUUUACAAUGCAAACAUAAAAAUUCAACAA